Messenger RNA from Paramormyrops kingsleyae, 2987 nucleotides. It is a transcript of the gene fam163ab, whose product is annotated as family with sequence similarity 163 member Ab. The record is from RefSeq and is a predicted model, not a curated record. NCBI's taxonomy places the organism in Eukaryota, Metazoa, Chordata, Actinopteri, Osteoglossiformes, Mormyridae.
AUUUAGGCUCUACAUUUAUAGAAAGGCUACAGGCCUUUGUGAUUUUUGUUCUAGUGAUCUUUUAUCUUUAUUUUAGAAAUAUGUUGAAACAGCUGGUGUUCGAAAUGCCGCCCGUUACCGUCUGUCCACGUUAUAAAGUUCCGUUCUGUUAAUUAUCGCAAGUGGUUUAAUUCUGAUACCGAAUAUACAUUGAUUUGGCUGCACUUUCUUAAUGGAAAAGCGAAAUCAUGCGCCGAGCAUCUUGACUUUGAAUAAUUGAUUGGGCUGAGCAAUUUAUUAGGAUUUUUUUGCAUUACGUUAUAGGGCACAUGGCAUGCCCGUUUGAUGGCAGGGGACAUGGGCAGCACGGAGCGCUGGUUUUCUCCCCGUUUGAGUAGUUGAGGAGCGCUCCAGAGACAGCUGUUGCGUAAUGGGAUUACUGGGCGCUUUCACCACAGGACCAGUCGCCGUGCUUCUGCAAGAGCGCGUGUGUUUUUUACCUCCAGAAAGACGAGCAUUUUGAAAGGAAAUCGGCGUACAUGUCGUGUGGUAUCUGGUUUCCUUUUUGUCAUUUUUGCGCCGGAAUACCCCGUAUGUUCUGGAUUUCCAUGAAAUAUACUUGGAAAAACUUGAAAAAAGAAAGAACGAAUUUACCAUGGUGAAUAAUGGGAGGAAAUUCACAACAUAACGUAAAUAUAUUUUCUUAAUUCCGAUUGUUUGUUUUUGUUAAAUUUUAUGAUUAUGGCAUACUUUCAUGAUGAGUGCCGUACAAACCUAUUUUUAUCCUCGAGUUGGUUGCUGGAUACAGUUUUUCUCUCUUGAUUUUCAAAAAAACGACGACUCUUUUUUCCCCCCUAAUUAUUUACUUUGUGAGUUUACACUCUGACCUUUAUCGAAUAUACUAUCCAUCACCCAUGGCUGUUGCAUCUUCCUGAGGGACUAGCGGAGUGGAUGCGUUUCUUACCCGCAAUUUCAUCUCCCAUAUACUUUAAUAUUCUUUAAUUGUGGUUGAACUUCGGCUGGACAAACCCCUUUCAAUUAUAACUGGAGACGAGAAUAAGAAACGAACGAUGUGCCGUUUCGUGUUAUCCAGUAGUCCCUGGGUUGUGGAAAUAAAGCAGGCGAAUCAAGAAAUCCCAUAAAAGAGGACCGUGCGAUCAACUGGGCAGCGUUUGGGGAGAUCGCUCACACUGCAAUUCAGUGCCGAUCAUCAGAAAUAGGGACGGUGCUUUCAAAGUGACCACAGAAAUAAGAGCCAAAGCCUGCUGCAUCCUGCAAUGCUCUGCCGCUGGGAUCACUGACAGCCCUGGCCCCUUCCAUGCAGCCUCCCGUAAUCCUGCUUUAGGUUGACUCAUGAGCUCCCCCUGCUGUUUUUUCAGGUAUUAAAGCACACUUAUCUGGACGGUUUGAUGGAGAUCUGGUCGAAUGACAGCUGGAACUGUUGUCAUAACUGGAGGAAUUCUUGCUACGGUGAUACUCCUGUGUAUCAUCGCCGUGCUCUGUUACUGUAGGCUUCAGUAUUACUGCUGUAAGAGAAAUGAGCUGGAGGGUGACUUGGGGCCCGGCGCCCAGCCACACUUCGCUUGUAAUGCGUGCAGCGCCCCUGGGCUGGACGGGAGCACCGUCACGCCGCUCUCCCUGUCACCGGACCCCACACCGCUCCGCGGCUACUGUCCCACAUGCUCGCCCUACGGCUCGCCCUUCUACAUCCGCGCAGCAGAGGAGACACCGAACGGCGGCGAGCUCAUCGCCUACAUGCCCACUCACUACGAGAACCCAUCGAUCUCCUUCGCCCUGCCUCCGGGCCGCAGGGUGGCAAUGAGCUCUCGGAACCCACGAGAAACAAACAGCCGCACCAUAAGCACCGACGUCUGACCAGUAGGUGCCGGAGCACCCAGUGGGUCCAGCUGCACGAUCCCGGUCCUCCCUGCUGGUUGCAGGCGCUGGAGUGCCAGCAGUGAACUUGGAUGUCUUUUUUCCUCAUUUUUUUUAUUUCAUUAGGAUUGAAACCCAUUCAAACACAUUGAAAACAAGAAAUCCUAGAAUAAUGGAUGAGGGCUAUUAAUACCGUAGUGACACCUGCUCCUAGUUUUGUCGUGUAUCUUAUCCACUGUAUAAACAAAAAUGAAGAUGAAUUUAUAUAUUUAGUUCUGUAAAUGAAAAAUAAAAAUCUGCAUUGUUUUUCAAUAUGAAAAAUACAGAGAGCCCGUUUUUAGGUAAAUAUUUUCACUCUGUAAAUUAAAAUGAGUGUUAAAAAAAUAAUGCAUUCUCUAUGCAAAUACUGCAGAAGUAGGCCUUUGUUCAACACAUACAAGGAGUGUUACGAUGAUAUUAUUUUUUACUGUUUUGCUCACGCUGUGAAGAGGCGAUGUGAGUAGGGCCUAUCUUCCUUUGCGAGUGAGGAAGACAGAAUUAGCUGGUCUUUUUGAAUCUACUCCAAAUAACUGAUUUGAAAUCAACUGCCCCCCCCAGUUCUAAUGUUAAUAAAUUAAUAAUAAUUGAACUAACAAAGGGUCACUUUUAAGAUGUUAUGCAUACAAAUACAUAUUUGAGGACUGAUUUUUUUCCCCGGGGGUGGAGCAGUUUGACAUGUUUCUGAAACAGACAUCAGUGUUGUGAAAAAGCAGUUUUACAUUUUUUAUAUCACAGUACUUGUUAGGCCUAUCUUUACCGAAAGAGAUGCAAAAACUUACGCGAGUGGAAGAUGACAAUUAGUAGGCCUACCUUACUUGUUUGUUUAUCUAAUCGACUCAGGUUGCUGCAUCUGUAGGCUAAUUUUCACGAAAUACUAAGGUAGCCAUUGCAUUUGAGAGAGUGAUCUUGGAAAGCAAUGUAACGUCCGUGCGUGGUUUAGCCAUCUGGGAUGAAUACCUUCAUAAAUCUUAUGUCACUGUUCAACAAUUGUUAUGUCUAUUGUCUUUUUAACACUUAUCACUCGUCUAUCUGAUCUUGUAAAAAAAAAAAAAAAAAGGAAUGUCUACAUUUAAAUAUUUAUCAAUAUUUAUUUU